Leishmania braziliensis MHOM/BR/75/M2904 is the source of this 7875-nucleotide messenger RNA. It is a transcript of the gene TOR3, whose product is annotated as putative target of rapamycin kinase (TOR) kinase 3. The record is from RefSeq and is a predicted model, not a curated record. Gene Ontology annotation, biological process: TOR signaling; negative regulation of macroautophagy. The transcript has a single exon. Gene Ontology annotation, cellular component: nucleus; TORC1 complex; TORC2 complex. Lineage: Eukaryota; Euglenozoa; Kinetoplastea; Trypanosomatida; Trypanosomatidae. The coding region runs from base 1 to 7875 and encodes 2624 amino acids. Gene Ontology annotation, molecular function: protein-containing complex binding; protein serine/threonine kinase activity; protein binding.
AUGACAGAGACGCUCGCCGCUGGAGACAUGGGCAGCAUCUCUGUCACAAAGCUCUUCAGUAGCGAUAGUACCGCUGCAUUGGGUCAGCAGCUUAGCUCCAUCUUCUCUAACCUCAAUAGCACGUCGAAGGACCGAUGGCAGCGCUCCGAGGAGUGCCUCAGCGCCUUGAUGGACACUCUUUUUCUACAUGAAAAGGAGCUUGGCGCGAAUGAAUCGCUCCAUGAGCGUGUCAUUGCCCUGAUCGAUAGUGCCUUCUGCAACUCCGUGGACAAGGGAUGCAGCUCAUUUCGCGUCGUAUUUGACAUCAAGUGGAAGGACCAACACGAGAAGAGAAAUCGCUGCUUCAUGCUGCUGUUGAGUCGUGCAUUUAAGUGCACCACGCCGGAAGAAUGCCUGAAGGUAAUUCAGUGCCUCGGUGAAGUACUCGAGGAUAACAUUCGCACGACGACAGACCUUCUAACAGAUCACGUGGAAGCGCUUCUGAAAGACCUCUUCGCAGCUGAUGUGCACCGCCGCACUGUUGUGUGCGAGGUGCUCGCCAAAAUUGUGUCGACGGCUGCAUUCAUCAUAAAACGAAACCCAACACUGCUGGAGCUCCUCACGUCGUCUUGUGCGCCUCUGGUGACACUGAAGGACGCGAUGGAAACACGAAAUGUGUGGCACCGCACAGCACUCAUCCGCCUUACCUCCGCGCUUGUGAAGAACUGCUAUGAGGUGACGCCACAAGUGGCGAAAGAUGUGGCUGACCUUGUCUUGCGCUACAUGCGCGCCGCGGCAGAUGAGUCGCUGCUGGUCGGUGUCCUUUCCGCUUUGGCUCACGUUGCUGUGACGCCAGCGUUUGUUUCGGCUCCGUGGAAUUUGCCGCAGCUGGUGAGUUUUCUCUGCGAAACGGACUGGUCCGUCUACUCCGUCGCUACGCGAGUCGCCGCUGUAACUGCAGCAAGCAAAGUAGCCUGUUUUCUUUGCCAAGAGGAAAGGGAUUGGUACGAAGCGCUGAGGACGCGUUUGCUAGAGUUUAUCUCCUCGGACGACUCUGUGGAGGUGGGAACGGAAGGGCUUGAGCUCUUAAAGGAGAUGCUAAUCUCAGAGAGAGAGCUUCGCUUAGGUGGGGCCGUGGUAAAGGCGGUCUGUGCGUGCAUUCAACGACUGCCCUAUGUUCCUGUCAUCUAUGAGCUGCUGGAGCUCAUUCGGGACCGCUACGGCGAUCUCCAGAUGAAGCCGAUCUACUCGCUCUUAGAAGGCUACUUGGGCACCGAGCAGGAACUGCUGAACUUUGGCAAAGUGAACGCGCUACUACGCUUCGCUGGGACUCGGAUUCGCUUUGACGACCCAAGGCUUGCGCAGCUGCGCAUCAACGUAGGCGUCAACCGACCGAUUCCGGUGAUACUGCACUCACUACCGCUGCUCACAACGUUACAGCGGACGGAGCAGCUGGACGAAGUGCUGGAGAUCCUCUCGCACGACGACCCAGGUGUGCGGCGCGUCGCUGUCACCACAGCGCUGGAGCUCUGCGAGAUCGUUAUCGAGCGCAACGAGGCGCACGUGGCUAAGGCAAAUGGUUACGCGCAGCGACUAAAUAAUAACGUGAGUAACGCGGUGGAGCGUGUGCUAGACGUCGCCGUGGCCGACCGCGACCCUGAGAUUCGGCUAUGGGCGUUGCAGCAGUUCACCGCGUCCUUCUUUCCGUACCUGUGCCAUGCGGACAACUUGGAGGCUAUCUUUAUGGCACGCAACGACAACGAUAAAGCAACACAGGCCCAGGCACUGACGCUGCUGUGCCAGUUGCUCCCAUAUCGCCCCUCCAUAGUGCAGCCGCAGCUGCAGCGUACGCAGAGAUACAUGCUGCACGAUGUUGCUACCAUGGACGCGUCUGUGUCCUUCGCGGUGUGCAUGGCUGGACUGCUGAAGAUGUGUGUGGACUACGAUGCCCUCCUAAUUCAAGGAAGCACUGUCGUGACAAUUGUGUUGCAGCGAUUGGAGGCGCAGCCUUUUAUCUCUCGAUCGCUCUCCAUCGCUUUGCUGCAGCUCAUCCGCUCAAUCCUAGAGCGGACAGCACCGCAAGACCACUUCGAUCCUCAUUUGUUUCUUCGACCGCUCCUCAUGAUUGCCAACGGCGGGGAUUCGUGCACGCGACGUCGCGAGGCGUUGGAGACGCUGGCGGCUUUCAUCAGUCACAUCACCAAGACCGACAUUUCAGAGCUGAGUGAGGUGUACCGGGCUGUGGCCCGUAUCAUCCGCCGCGAGACGGAAGAAGAAGAGUCCGUGACGAUUGCUGCCAUGAAGGUGCUCAGCUCCAUCGGUGCCGUGACCCCCGUAAAGAUGCGCCACGUCUUCCGCAAGGUGGAGUCGGAUGAGAUGGAGGAAGAAGAGGAGGUGGUGACGCCGGCACUGGCUCACUGCAAGCCACGACUGCGCGUCUCCACCGACAUGCCGGAGCGCUACGCUUCUGCAGUACUGUACUACCUCGUGCGCUCGUUGCAGCUCGCGUUGGAUCCAAAGCAGCAGGUGGACACGUUGGCAGCGGUGCGAUCGAUGCUGCACGAUGUCGAGGGAAAGGUGGAACUUAAUCUACUCACCCAGCUGCUUCCGCAACUGCAGACCUGGCUGCGCGACCCGGAGCGGGCAUUUCUGUAUGAGACGGUACUGGGCCUGAUGAACGACCUUGCCAUUCUCCUUUGUCAAUUCAAGGAGACUGUAGCGCCAUCUGUGGGCUACGACCUACUCCGGUCUGUGCAAGCCUUUUGCCUUCUCCCGCAGGCGAGCCAGAGACCUUUCAGGGCGUACGUUGUGCAGCUGCUUGACAGCCUAGCAAAGGGGAUUCCGGCGCAGGACAUGCGCGACAACCGGUGGGCCGUCGAGUUUAUUCACCAGCGGCUUUCGCAGAACAAGAACGACCUUGACUUGGUGCAGCGCGUUGUCAAAUCUCUUGAGUCGUUUACAGCAGUGAUGCAUGAGAAGGAGCUGCAGAUGAUUCUGCCACACGUGCUGCAGUGCAUCGAGCCUGCAAAAGCAUCGCCUGACGGUAAGCUCUCCAAGUCUAAAAAUGUCAACGACGCCUGCUUCGACUUCUUGAACUUCGUCAUGGCGAAGCAGCUGACCCUCGUGAAGCACUGCUGCGCGCAAAUUGUUCACACCAUCAUGUGGUACAUCGAGCUGGCCGAAAGCAACGAGGAGAUGGAUGUUGGCCUACACACCUUAGCGACACUGGUGGACACGGUAAAGAUGCCGGCGAAACGAUUCAUUAUGCCAAUCGAGCGCGUGGCGGUGCGCAAGAACUUUCCACCGCAGUACUUCGUCAACCUCGUUAAGAGCGCCGCCGGUGGCGCCAAGACCCGCAUGGCAACGUCGAAUGGCACAGACCUUAAUCCGGACCGCCCCAUUACGGUGGUGUCGCAUCUGCCGCGAUUGUCGAAGGAUGAGUUCGAGCAGGAGUUGCGCAGCACGCCGUGCUCGGAGAACGUUCUCAUCGACGUGCUUGACGUCCGUCACCAUCAUGGUCAGACGAUGAUUGACUUCCGCUUUCAGCCCGGCAUGGACACCGCGGCGCGAUGUAGUCUGUUUAGCCGCAAAGCCACAGACAACAAGUCCUCCAUGCGACGUAAUUUGGGUAUUCUCCGGGUAGAGCAACGGGAAGAGAGCCCACGUCCGGUCGGGGCGAAGGUCAUUCAGGCACUGGCGAACUUGCCGGUGGCGAAGACAAAGAAACGCGAGCAGUCGUGGGUUUUGUGGCUCCACAACGCCACAGUGACGCUUUUGCGCAAUUCCCCGUAUGCCGUGCUGCGCGACACGUGCGCUGUCGCGGACCGCAACACGGAGCUUGCCAAGGAUCUUUUCCCCCUUGCCGUAACUGCCGUGUGCGGGCACCUUGACACGCCGCUGCGGGCGCAGCUUAUGGAGAUCUUUGAUCGCGCGCUUGCUGCGGCACCCGCGGACGUCAAGCAGGGGCUGUUCUGCUUUGCCGAGUUCAUGGAGGGCGAGCGAGAUGAGGACCACGUGAAGUUCGUCAAGGUGAUGCGAGAGAGUGUGUUCAGCGUGGAUCGGGAGUCGACCAGUCAGAAGUUUGGUAUCAACUACGACCAGGACCCCACACUAGGUGUCAUCGUGACGAAGCUGGCCCCGAAUGGUGUAGGCGCUCGCGCCGGCGUCCCGAUUGGCGCGCAGCUGCUCGCUAUCAAUGAUAAUCCAGUGCGUGCGGUCAGCGACAUUCGCGGCCUUAUUGAGGGACACACGCAUACUGAACUGCUGCUGGCGUACGAGGUAGAGGAGAGGACAAAGUCUAUACCGACGCCGCUGAUGAACUUGGAAGUCCUAGCAUCUGUCGCCUUCAGCGGGGAGAUGCAUACCAAGGCGAUCUACUUCAACGAGGUGCUCUUUGAGAGCCUCUCACGCAAGCUUUGCAAGGUUACGGACCGCAAGGACAACCAGAUGCGUCGUGUCAUGACGAUUGCUGAGGACCUCAUUCAGUAUUACCGGCACUUGAACAUGACCAUGACAGCCAACGGGCUGCUGAAGAUGCUCACCCGCAAGUUCUCUGAAAUCUUCGCGCCUGAGCAGUUCGGCUUUGAGGAGAUUGCAUCGUUGGAGCAGCUCAACUGGUGGAGUGAGGCGCUGCGACGAUAUGAGGCGCGCAUGGCCAGCUGCGAUACCCGUUGCCUCGAGGUGGCGUCGCUUGUGGGCGUGCUAAGGUGUGAGCAAGCGCUGGGGCACUCGAACCGCGUGCAGGAGCUCGCCGAGCUGUACUGGGACCAGCUUCCCACCGACGCGCAGUGCGAGGUAGCGCCCUUUCGAGCCAAGGCAGCGUUCUGCUUGGGAGCGUGGGACAUCUUCGACGAGCUGGCGGUAGACAGGCGCAUGCAAAGCUACUUUGGUGUCGUUGAGCGCUGCGCCGCGCUGUUUCGAACUGAGUGCUACAGCGAGCUUUUGCAUUAUACCGACAAGGUGCGUGAGUCGAUGCUCGAGUCUUUUGCCGACUCGUUGAAUGAGAGCUACAGCCGCGCGUACGAGGGCAUGACGCGUCUGCAGCACCUGCGGCACUUUGAAGAGCUCGUUUCAUUCACUACGGCGUGCAGUGAGCGGCAGGCGCUGCUGAAGCGUGUGUGGCAUCGCCGGCUGGGACAGAUGUCUACCCGGCCGGACGAUCUCCUGACGGUGCUCUCCAUCAACUCACUUGUGCUAGAGCCGGAGAGUGACCUGGACUCGUACGUGUAUGUCAUCCGAUCCCUGUGCAAGUCACAGUGGUUCUCGCACGCGGAGCACCUCCUGCAACGGCUGCUGCACGAGGAUGCCUCGCUUGAGGUUCUAUGUAAAUGUGACCCGGAGCUGAUCCACACCUACAUCAAGUACGUUUACCUCGCCAAGGACAAGCAAGGAGCGUAUGUAGAGCUGAAGAGCAUCUUGUCCGCCGUCCAGGUCGACGCCGAAGACCCUCGAGCCGAGACUUGGGGGCAGUGUUGGCUGCUUCUUGGCGAGUGGACCAUGUACCUCUUCCCCGAGUACGGCGAGGAGGCCAUCACGGAGCUGACACACGCCACAGAGCUAGGCCCCAACAGCGCCGCUGCCUUUCACUCGCUGGGCAUCCUGCAUUGCGAUCUCGCCCGCGACCCGAGCACACAGGGCGAGGUGCAGAACAGACACCUAAUCUCCUGCAUCACCUCCCUUUUUAAGUCCAUUCAGCUCUGCAACGACGUACCGGGCAGCCUCGUGAUGCAGGAUGUACUGCGCAUUCUCUCAGUCUGGUUUGCCAACAGUGGCAUGCGGGAGAUCAACGAGGCGGUGCACUACGGAGUGCAGGUGGUGGCGGACCACGUGUGGCUGAACGUGGUGCCGCAGCUCAUUGCCCGCAUCGGCAUCGAGGCCCGCUACGCUCGCGCCAUCCUGACCGACUUACUCAUUCGUGUAGGGUCUCAGUACUCUCACGCCCUCAUCUACCCUCUCACAGUGGCGGAAAAGUCGCCAGACGUGGUGCGGCGGCACAUGGCGGAGCGCGUCAUCAUGGGCAUGCGCGACAUCCCAGAGAACGAUCGCAUUGUCAGAGAGGCGUCUUUGGUGAGCAACGAGAUGGUGCGCAUUGCCAUUUUGUGGACAGAGAAGUGGCACGCGGCGAUUCAACAGGCGGCCUAUAAACCGAGCAACGCGGAUACCAUCUUCUCCAUGCUGCAGCCGCUGUACGAGGAGCUGGACCGCGCCUCCACCCCGAGUGAGCUCAACUUUGAGCGCACGUUCGGUCACACGCUGCGCCACGCCAAGAUCGCCUUGGAGGCGUCAAAAACAGACGAGGCAUGGGGUCUCUUGCGGCAGGUAUACGCGCAGCUGCGCCGCGGCGUGCUGGAGCGGCGGCUGUACAUGAGCGACGUCUCACCGACGCUGGAUGGCAUUCAAGACAGCAUUGUGGCAGUGCCUGGUACCUUCGAGCACGACAAGCCCCUCAUCACGAUUCGCAAGUUCCACAGCAGGGUGUAUGUGAUGCCAUCCAAGCAGAAACCGCGCCGCAUCGGCCUCGACGCGUCCGAUGGCAAAAAGUACCGCUUCUUACUCAAGGGCCACGAGGAUAUGCGGCAGGAUGAGCGCGUCAUGCAGUUCAUUCGCCUGAUCGACACCAUCUUCCAGUCCGAUAAUGCGGCGAGUGCGAUUGGACUGAGCAUCCCGCAGUACGCUGUGAUCCCCCUCACUGACAACGUCGGCGUCGUCGGAUGGGUGGAGAACACCGAGACAAUUUACAAGAUGCUAGAGACGCACAGACAGGCACACGAGGUGUCCAUUUACAAAGAGGUCAACCUCAUCAUGAAGAAAGGCGGACUGAGCACAAUCGAGGACUACCACCAGUUGCCGAAGCAGCAGCGCAAAGCGCUGCUGAACUAUGCAAUGGAAAACACUCCAAAGAACGAGCUGCGUCAGAUCUUCUGGAACAACAAUGACACGUGUGAGCAGUGGCUGAGCUACCGCCAAACCUACGGCCAGACGUUGGCUGCAAUGUCUAUGGUCGGCUAUGUCCUUGGCCUUGGUGACCGCCAUCUCAACAACCUGAUGCUGCAGGGCAACGGCACCGUUGUCCACAUCGACUUUGGCGAUUGCUUCGAGGUGGCUAUGCAUCGCGCCCACUACGCCGAGGCUGUUCCGUUCCGCCUGACACGUCUGCUAGUGUGCGCUCUCGGUAUCACCGGCGUCGAUGGUGUUUACCGCAUGACAUGCGAGUUGGCUAUGAAAAACCUCCACCGCCAUAGCGAAAAUCUGCUGUCGAUUCUCGAGGCUUUCAUCUACGACCCUCUCAUCAACUGGCGACUCAACGCGGUCAACGAUACCACAGAGAGGUCGGGGUCCAAGUCGGUGCAGCAGGAGGCCAACAACAGUGCUUCCGCUGCUUUAGCAGGAGAAACUGCCGCUGCGGCCCGCUUGGGGGUUGAUGAUGCGUCGGAGGGUGAUGCUAAACCCGUUGCUAUGCAGCUGUCGAAGUCUGUAUCGAAGCCGGCGCCGCACUCCGCCUUGCCAGGGGAGAGUCAAAUGUUCGAGAAUGGUGAGGAGACGCGCAACCAGCAAGGCAACUUGGCCCUCGCACGUGUGCAGGCAAAGCUCACCGGUCAGGAUUUUGGCAUGGUGAACAGCUCCUUCUCCAUGAUGCGCUCCUCUCGCCGUUUGGAGGGUGGGGACUCUCAACCUCACGGUUCGUCGUGGGGCUCGAACAGUCUCGCUGGCUUCACCGACUCGCCCAAGGACUCGUUUGCAGCACCGCUGCUCACCACCUACCUUUCGCUCCGCGUUUUGAACGGGGGUGCGGAGAGCCUGGAUGUGCCGCACCAAGUCGACCGCCUCAUUCAAGAGGCGACGAGCCUCGACAAUUUGUCGGACGCGUUUCUCACUGGCUGGGCACCGUUCUGGUAG